Linum trigynum is the source of this 249-nucleotide messenger RNA. The record is from the annotation of a GenBank genome assembly. NCBI's taxonomy places the organism in Eukaryota, Viridiplantae, Streptophyta, Magnoliopsida, Malpighiales, Linaceae.
AUGGAGGAUAGCGAUGAUGAUAUUCUCGUAAGUGAGAGGGCUAUGACUCAGGAGGAGGCAGAGUUUAUGCACUCUAUCACACCAGAAGCAUGGAAGGCAACUCUAAAAACUCCUGCAUUCGAGAGGUCAAAACACCACCCGUUGGACUCAUCAGUGUACGUUUUGCCUAAGACUCUGUCUGUGAAACUCGACGCUACGCCACUGCAAGUGGUUGAGUUCAUCUUCAGUACCACAACUAAAGAUGAGUAA